Aspergillus oryzae RIB40 is the source of this 618-nucleotide messenger RNA. RefSeq lists its product as uncharacterized. The record is from RefSeq and is a predicted model, not a curated record. Bases 1 to 618 code for a protein of 205 amino acids. Lineage: Eukaryota; Fungi; Ascomycota; Eurotiomycetes; Eurotiales; Aspergillaceae. The transcript has 3 exons.
AUGACCGCCGUGAUCAGUCCACUGGUUUCUAGUGCUCCGCCGCUUCCCGCCGCACCGGUACUGAAGCGUGCUGAAUGGAUACCUCUGGAUGCGCCUAUGCUACAGGGAAAUGGCAGUUACGAGAAAGGCCUCUUGCCCUCUAGCAAGGGCGGGAAAUGCGGAUACUGGGAUGUUGAUGGUUACAUCGCUCAAUGUGACUGUAUCAUGACAGGCAGUAAGAUGGCAGAUAGCUACAUCGAGCAGUAUGCGUCUAUUGCCUGUGAUGCUUUCCUAAGCAGCCUCCCUGGGGCCAACGUGGUGAACAGUAAAUGGCUGCGUUUUGCAGUUAAGAAUCUCGUUGGUACCAAUGGAAAGCCCAACGUGUUGAACUUCCGAUGGAAGAAGGUUUCCAAGGGUGAGCUCACAUUGACUAAAGAACUGUGCAAUGAUGCAUACAAGAUGUUGGCAAAUACUAUAUGUGACAAAAAGGACGCAAAGGCGACUAGAGGGGGAACAAUCAAAUUUGCAGGCGACCAGGGCAUUGAGAUUGGCGUUGAUCCAGACGAGAUGAAGAACUUCAAAGAGAAGGACAAGAGGUACACGAAUGUUGGGAAGUUCAUUGAUGCCGUGAUUGGCUGA